Messenger RNA from Pipistrellus nathusii (Nathusius's pipistrelle), 2892 nucleotides. The record is from the annotation of a GenBank genome assembly. Lineage: Eukaryota; Metazoa; Chordata; Mammalia; Chiroptera; Vespertilionidae.
AUGGCAGCUCAGCGGAUCCGAGCCGCCAACGCCAGCGGCCUCCCCCGGUGCAAGUCCGAGGGGACCUUGAUCGACCUGAGUGAAGGGUUUUCGGAAACGAGCUUUAAUGAUGUCAAAGUGCCUUCUCCCAGUGCCUUGCUAGGAGACAAUCCCACACCUUUUGGAAACGCAAAGGAAGUGAUCGCAAUCAAGGACUACUGCCCCAACAACUUCACCACCCUGAAGUUCUCCAAGGGCGACCACCUCUACGUCUUGGACACGUCCGGCGGGGAGUGGUGGUAUGCCCACAACACCACGGAGAUGGGCUACAUCCCCUCCUCCUACGUGCAGCCCCUCAACUACCGGAACUCCACGCUGAGUGACAGCGGGAUGAUCGACAAUCUUCCCGACAGCCCAGAGGAAGUGGCCAAGGAGCUAGAUUUGCUGGGAGGAUGGACAGAUGACAAGAAGGGACCCGACAGAACCUACAGUAAUAACCCUUUCUGGAACGGGGUCCAGACGAACCCGUUUCUGAACGGGAAGGUGCCAGUGAUGCCCAGUGUGGACGAGCUGGCUCCCAGAAGCACCGUGGACCUGCUGCUCUUUGACACGGGCACGUCUUCCUUCACGGGAUCCAGCUCGGCCACCACGAACAGCACUGGCAACAUCCUGGACGAGCUGCCGGCCGCACACCAGCUCCACGCCGAGGGGCCAGUCAGGCGGGACAACCCCUUCUUCCGGAGCAAACGCUCCUACAGUCUGUCGGAACUCUCCGUCCUCCAAGCCAAGUCCGACGCGCCCGACUCGUCGGGGUAUUUCACGGGCCUGAAGUCCCCGGCCCCCGAGCAGUUCCAGAGCCGGGAGGACUUCCGCGCAGCCUGGCUGAGCCACCGGAAGCUGGCUCGGUCUUGCCACGACCUGGACUUGCUGGGCCAAAGCCCCGGGUGGGGCCAGACCCAGGCCGUGGAGACCAACAUCGUGUGCAAGCUGGACAGCUCCGGGGGCUCCGUGCAGCUUCCCGACACCGGCAUCAGCAUCCACGUGCCCGAAGGCCACGUGGCCCCGGGGGAGACCCAGCAGAUCUCCAUGAAAGCCCUGCUGGACCCGCCCUUGGAGCUCAACAGCGACCGCUGCUGCACCGUCAGCCCCGUGCUGGAGGUGAAGCUGAGCACCCUGGAGGUGAAAACCGUCAUCAUCCUGGAGAUGAAAGUGUCCGCCGAGGUGAAGAGCGACAUCUUCAGCAAAAGCACGGUGGGCCUCCAGUGCCUGAGGAGCGACCUGAAGGAGGGGCCCUAUGUCCCCACCCCCCUCAACUACAGCUACGGGGACACGGUCCAGGUGCCCCUGGACAACCUGGAGCCCUGCAUGUACCUGGCCAUAGUGGCGCACGGGCCGAACAUUCUCUACCCUUCCACCGUGUGGGACUUCAUCAACAAGAAAGUCACCGUGGGUCUCUACGGCCCCAAACACAUCCACCCGUCCUUCAAGACGGUGGUGACCAUCUUCGGGCAUGAUUGCGCCCCAAAGACGCUCCUGGUCACCGAGGUCACCCGCCAGGCCCCCAGCCCCGCGCCCGUGGCCCUGCAGCUCUGGGGAAAGCACCAGUUCGUCUUGUCCAGGCCCCAGGACCUCCAGGUCUGCAUGUUCUCCAACAUGACCAACUACGAGGUCAGAGCCGGCGAACAGGCCAAGGUCGUGAGAGGGUUCCAGAUGAAGCUGGGCAAGGUGAGCCGCCUCAUCUUCCCCAUCGCCUGCCAGAACCCCGGCGAGCUCUCCGACUUCACCCUGAGGGUCCAGGUGAAGGACGACCAGGAGGCCAUCCUCACCCAGUUCUGCGUCCAGACCCCCCAGCCGCCCCCCAAAAGUGCCAUCAAGCCGUCCGGGCAGAGAAGGUUCCUCAAGAAGAACGAGGUCGGGAAGAUCAUCCUGUCCCCGUUCGCCGCCACCACCAAGUACCCCACCUUCCAGGACCGCCCCGUGUCCAGCCUCAAGUUCGGCAAGCUGCUCAAGACCGUCGUCCGACAGAGCAAGAACCACUACCUGCUGGAGUACAAGAAGGGCGACGCCAUCGCCCUGCUCAGCGAGGAGAAGAUCCGGCUCAAGGGGCAGCUGUGGACCAAGGAGUGGUACAUUGGCUACCACCAGGGCAAGGUGGGCCUGGUGCACGCCAAGAACGUGCUGGUGGUGGGCAAGGCCCGGCCCAGCCUCCUGGCGGGGCCCGAGCUCAGCACCUCGGUGCUGCUGGAGCAGAUCCUCCGGCCCUGCAAGUUCCUCACCUACAUCUACGCCUCCGUCCGGACGCUGCUCAUGGAGAACAUCAGCAGCUGGCGCUCCUUCGCCGACGCCCUGGGCUACGGGAACCUGCCGCUCACCUUCUUCUGCCGAGCAGAGCUGGACAGCGAGCCUGAGCGGGUGGCGUCCGUCCUGGAGAAGCUCAAGGAGGACUGCAACAACGCGGAGAACAAGGACCGGAAGUCCUUCCAGAAGGAGCUCAUGAUGGCCUUGCUGAAGAUGGACUGCCAGGGCCUGGUGGUCCGGCUCAUCCAGGACUUCGUGCUCCUGACCACGGCCGUUGAGGUAGCGCAGCGCUGGAGAGAGCUGGCCGAGAAGCUCGCCAAGGUGUCCAAGCAGCAGAUGGACGCCUACGAGUCUCCCCACCGGGACAGGAACGGGGUCGUGGACAGCGAGGCCAUGUGGAAGCCCGCGUAUGACUUUCUGCUGACCUGGAGCCACCAGAUCGGGGACAGCUACCGGGACGUCAUCCAGGAGCUGCACACCGGCCUGGACAGGAUGAAGAACCCCAUCACCAAGCGCUGGAAGCACCUCACGGGCACCCUCAUCCUUGUGAACACCCUGGACAUCCUGCGAGCGGCUGCCUUCAGCCCUGCCGACCAGGACGACUUUGUGAUUUGA